Aureococcus anophagefferens is the source of this 468-nucleotide messenger RNA. RefSeq lists its product as hypothetical. Lineage: Eukaryota; Pelagophyceae; Pelagomonadales; Pelagomonadaceae. The transcript has a single exon. Gene Ontology annotation, biological process: tRNA methylation. Gene Ontology annotation, molecular function: tRNA (guanine) methyltransferase activity; RNA binding. The annotation marks the transcript as partial. The record is from RefSeq and is a predicted model, not a curated record.
CUCGUCGUCUGCGCGUCGCUCGUCGACAAGGCGCCGAACCUCGCGGGCCUCUGCCGCACGGCGGAGGUCUUCGCCUGCGAGAAAUUGGUGUUGCCCGACGACCGCUGCGCGCGGACGAAGGAGUUCAAGGCCAUCGCGGUCACGGCGGAGCGGUGGAUCGCGACGGAGGCCGUCGCGCCGCGCGACCUCCGGCCCUGGCUCCUCGGCCUCAAGGCGCGGGGCUACGCCGUCGUCGCCCUCGAGCAGGCGACGAACUCGACGUCCCUCGCCGGCGACGCGGAGCUGCCGUCGCCCGCGGUGCUCCUCCUCGGCCGGGAGAAGGAGGGCGUGCCCGGGGACCUCAUGGACCUCUGCGACGUCUGCGUCGAGAUCCCCCAGCUCGGCGUCGUGCGGUCGCUCAACGUCCACGUCUCGGGGGCCCUCUGGCGCGCCAGCGGCGCGGGGGCGGCGAGUAAGAGUUGGCUAUGA